Haliotis rubra (blacklip abalone) is the source of this 2231-nucleotide messenger RNA. Its product is annotated as ATP-binding cassette sub-family C member 5-like. NCBI's taxonomy places the organism in Eukaryota, Metazoa, Mollusca, Gastropoda, Lepetellida, Haliotidae. The transcript has 10 exons. The coding region runs from base 100 to 1659 and encodes 519 amino acids. Gene Ontology annotation, biological process: transmembrane transport. The record is from RefSeq and is a predicted model, not a curated record. Gene Ontology annotation, cellular component: membrane. Gene Ontology annotation, molecular function: ATP binding; ABC-type transporter activity; ATP hydrolysis activity.
GCAGCCGUCUCCAUCAACAGUUGUUGAAGAAAACAAUCAAGAGUCAGAUGAAGUUCUUCGACCACGACCCCACUCGGCAUAAUACUCAAUAGAUACGCCAUGGACAUGGAUGAGAUUGAUGUUCGAUUGCCGUCUAACUGCGAGCUCUUCCUGCAGAAUGUGUUCCUCGUGUUGUUUGCCCUUGUGAUGAUUUCUGUCGUGUUUCCGUGGGACCUGCUUGUGAUUCUGCCUCUUGCCAUUGUGUUUAUUGUGUUGACUGUUGUGUUUGCUCCAGUCCUGCAGCAACUCAAAUACGUUGAUAAUGUCACCCGCUCGCCAUACCUUAGCCACCUCGCUGCGUCCAUUGACGGAAUCUCAACUAUACAUGUAUUUGGGCAGUCUCAGCGCUUUAUUAGACAAUUUUGUGAUAUGUUGGAUAAAAACUCAUUGCCAUUCUUCCUGUUCUAUAUGGCCAAUCGCUGGCUUGCUCUCUUUCUUGAUCUUAUGACGAUCGCCGUCAUUGGUGCUACAGGAUUUCUAGUCGUAUUUACUCUGGACUCUGAGAAUUCAGCUGAUGCUGGCUUAGCCCUUUCUUUCGCCAUUCAGAUCACCAGCCUGCUGCAGUACACACUGAGACUGUGUGUGGAGACCAACUCCAGGUUCACGUCGGUCAAGAGGAUCCAGGACUACAUCGAGAACCUGCCAGAAGAGGGCAGCACUCCGGCCGGGGAGAACGGAGACAUUCCUGAUGAUUGGCCGUCGCAGGGGCAGGUCCGGUUCCGCAAUUACAACAUGAGAUAUCAUGAAGGACUUCAGCCCUCCCUGAAAAAAAUCACCCUGAAUAUCAGUGCCCAUGAGAAGAUAGGCAUUGUCGGCAAAUCAGGAUCUGGAAAGUCAUCUUUGGGCGUGGCUCUCUUCAGACUUUGUGAGACGACAUCAGGAGCUAUUGAGAUUGAUGGCAAGAAUAUCCGGGAUGUCAAGUUGUCGGACCUGAGGUCAAGGUUGUCCAUUCUGGUGCAGGAUCCUGUUUUGUUUGUGGGAACUAUCAGAUACAACCUUGACCCUUCCUGUCAGUGUCACGGUGAUGCAGAGAUGUGGGAGGCCCUAGAGAAGUGCCACAUCAAGCAGAAGAUUGCCUCCCUUGACAAGCAGCUGGACACGCAAGUGGACGAAAAUGGCCGCAACUUCUCCAUGGGCGAAAAACAGCUUCUGUGUUUAGCUCGUACUCUACUGAGACAUACAAAGAUACUGAUCCUGGACGAGGCUACAGCUGCAGUGGACACACAGACAGAAGCUGUGGUGCAGCGGACUAUCAAAGAGGCCUUCAAGAACUGCACUGUGCUCACCAUCGCUCACCGACUCACCACAGUGCUAAACUCGGACAAGAUACUGGUCAUGGAUAGCGGCAAGAAUGUAGAAUUUGACGCUCCUUCACAACUUUUGCGAAGGAAUCAUUCAAAGUUCAAGUCGAUGGUGGAAGCUCUGAAACCACAGUCUCGGGAUUCCAAUAUGGAGGAAUCUCUAACAGAGCAGCUGAUCCGAGCAGAACUAGCUCGUCUGAAAGAAGCAGAUGCAAACAACCACAUAUCAGACUCUUAUAUAUCUCUCUCGCCGACAGAACAGGCAAGGGAGCUAACUCCUGAUCAGGAAGUUCAUAUUGUUGAUGAAAGGACUAGUUAGUUAACAGUGCCUAAGAAAUGGAGGGCUGAUCGUGGCUUUAUCUUGGACAUCAAUGAACCCUGAAGUGUUCAGAUGCUAUAUACUUGGGUUUAUGUUUGCAGCUCGAGUGUGUAGAGCCACCCAUCAAGACUUCUUGCGUCACAGAUACUGUGUGUGAAGGUCACUUUGUUGUCAAUUGCCUUCAUGUUUUACAUCUAGAUUUUGGCUUUAGGUCAUUGGCUUUAGGUCAGUCCUUGUGAUAUAUGUUUUUCAAACACAGAUUUAAUGCUUUUUGGUCUUGAAUUGUACCUCUGUUGGGUCAGAGGUGUUUAGGUUUGCUCAGAUGUAUGUGUUUGGUCGCAUGUCUUUGUAUGAUGUAUGAUUGUUAACUGGACAAAAAGUUUGUAUUUUGUAACAUCCUGACGAUUUGCUGAUGGAUCAGUAGUAAACAAUUUAGACACAAGUCUUAUGCGGCCUUCACAUGUCGAACUAAAGUUCGAGUUUGAGAGUGUGAACAUUCCAACAACUCGCCACCAACACCAAUUUCAGCCUUGUCAAACUGUUGUCGAAAAAUAAGGAUUGGUCUCUAUUCU